AUGGAUAUCCACCGGUGUCGAUUCGUGCCGUACAAGGCAUCGGCCAUCAACGCCGUGGCCUUCUCGCACUCACAUCUCCCUGCCGACAGCAAGUUCAGUCGCGGAACGCCCGCGCGGAUGGCCAUUGGCCGGGCCAACGGCGACAUUGAGAUCUGGAACCCGAUGCAGGGCAGCUGGCUGCAGGAGACGACGAUCCCUGGCGGCCACGACCGCAGCGUCGAGGGCCUGGCGUGGGUGGUGGGUGACGACGAGGAGCUGGACGACGGCACACCCCACAACGGCACAAAAUCUCGCUCCGUCGUGAGCCACGGCCAGCUGCGGCUCUUCAGCAUCGGCUACACAAACACCAUCACGGAGUGGGAUCUGGAAAGGGGCUGCGCCAAGCGGCACGCCAGCGGCCAGCACGGCGAGCUGUGGUGCCUGGCAACGCAGCCAAAGGCGGCCGCCCCGGCCAAGGGCCCGGCGUCGUCCCAGGCCUCGACACAGCGUCUGGUCGGCGGCACCAUCGACGGCUGCCUGGCGCUCUACACGACCGACGACGACGAGCUGCGGUUCAUGCGGCUGUGCCGCACGCCCAAGAAGAACGUCAAGAUUGUCAGCAUCGCCUUCCAGACCCGCCAGCUGGCCGUGGCCGGCUGCUCCGACGGCACCAUCCGCGUCUUUGACAUCCGCAACGGCGCCAUGCUGCACGCCAUGACCAUGGGCCGCGACCUGCUCUCCGAGCGUGCGCCGGGGCCCAGCACCAGAAACGUCAUCGUCUGGUCGGUGCGCUGCCUGCCCAAUGGCGACAUUGUGUCUGGCGACUCGACCGGCCAGAUCUGCAUCUGGGACGGCGCCACCUACACCCAGGCCCAGCGCAUCCAGAGCCACACCCAGGACGUGCUGAGCCUGGCCACGAGCGCCGACGGCAGCUCGAUUGUGAGCGGCGGCAUGGACCGCCGCGUCGUGCUGUACCGCGAGAUGGCCGGCCAGGCCUCGUCGCGCUGGGCCAAGGUGUGGCACCGCCGCUACCACCAGCACGACGUCAAGGCGCUGGCCGCGUUCGAGGCCAAGGGCAUGAGCGUCGUCGUGGCCGGUGGGCCCGACGCCGCACCCGUUGUGCUGCCCCUGGAGAAGUCGGGCACCGAGCACCACCGCACGCUGUCGCACCUGCCGCAGGCCGUGCCCGUGGCCAGCGCGCCCGACGCGCGGCUCGUCAUCUGCUGGUGGGAGCGCCGCAUCGAUGUGUGGGCCUUUGACACGCCGCUCGACCAGGUCCUGGGCGAGGGUGCGUCUCCCGAGGCGGGCGCAGAGGCCGAGGCGUUUGAGCGCAGCCGCCGCCUUGUCGGCCGCAUCGUGGUCAAGGGCGACGCCUACAUUACGGCGGCGGCCAUCAGUGCCGACGGCUCGCUUGUCGUGGCCGCCACCACCAACGAGACCAAGGCAUUCCAGCUGCGCAAGGACCCGUCCGGCGGCCUGGCCAUCUCCAAGGUGGCUGUGCCGGCGUCGGUUGCCAGCAAGGGCGCUUCGGGCGUCGCCAUUGCACCCAACGGCCGUUGGGUGUGCCUGUCCAGCGGCGUUGAUAGCCAUGUGACGGUGAUCGAGGCCCUUCCUUCCGCCGACGCCAGCGGCACGGUUGCGUUCCGUGCCAAGGCUGCGCGCCUGGCACGCCUGCGGCGGUCUGUGCCCCGGCACGAACUGUACAGUGGGCUCGGCCGCUACGACCGACGCAUCAUGCGCCUUGCCUUCUCUCCCGACAGCAAGCUGCUCGCUACGGCCGACCUGGCAGGUUAUAUCGACACGUGGAUCCUGCGCGGUCCAGAUGGCAUUACAGACGAUGUCAGCGGCACCGACGGAGCCGGUGCGGCCGGUGAGGAGGGCGACGAUGCGAUGCCUGAUGUGGAUGAGGAGGACUCGGACGACUCGUCCGACGAGGAUGCUUCCGACGCCGAGGACAACAGCAACGGCAUCGUUGCGAACACGAGCAACAAGUGGAUCCGGAACCCGCGCGCCAAGCAGCUGCCCAAGCUGUCGAGUGCCCCCGUCGUGCUGUCCUUUUCGGCCGACGUGCCCGGCGCCCCUGCCGUGGCCGGCGAGCCCGUUUCCUCUUCCACCGCUGCCCGCGACUACGUUCUGCUGGCCGUCACCGCGACAUCGCGCCUCUUCGCCUUCAACCCGCUGCGAGCGCGCCUGGUUCCCUGGCUGCGCCGCCUGAGCCCGGCCAACCUGCCCGUCGAGUACCGCAACAUCCGCGACUUGGCCAAGGGCGUGCUGUGGCAAGGCCCGCGCGUGUGGAUCUACGGCACGUCGUUUUUGUUUAUGGUCGACACCUCCGUUGAGCCUCAGACGGCCACGCAGUCGACGACAACCGCCUCUACAGACAAGCCGUCGUCGUCGGCUUCUGCGGAUGUCGUGGCACCGGCCGAGCCGGCCAAGCGGAAGCGCAAGCGCGGCGACGAUUCCGGUGCCGGUAGCCGCAUGCAGCGCACAGGCCUGGACCCUCAGCGUGUGCAGAUGGCGGUCGGCGGCGAGUGGGUCGAUGUGGCCAUGGAGGACGCCGAGAACAAGGGCACACACUCGGUCGAUGGCAACGACGACGACGAUGACGAAGACGACGAGUCGGAGGACGAGGAGGAGGAGGAACAGACACAUAAGCUUCUGUUGGAGCAGCAACAGCAGCAGCAGCAACAGGCGCACCAGUCCAAAAAGUCGCCAAGAAAGACACGAAAGCAGCAAAAAGGCGGGAGUGACGCGGCCGAUGCGGAUGCGGACAAGCAGCUCCAAAAACACCUACGCUCGCCACAGCCGCAGCAGCCACGGUGGUGGCACACGUUCAAAUACCGCCCGAUUCUGGGCGUGGUUCCUCUGUCGUCGACGACCACUGCGCCGGCCGCCUCGUCAGGCUACCCGGCACUCGAGGUGGCCCUCAUUGAGCGCCCUGGCUGGGACAUUGACCUGCCGCUGCGUUACGAUGAGUAA
This is a messenger RNA of Sporothrix brasiliensis 5110, 2958 nucleotides long. Its product is annotated as U3 small nucleolar RNA-associated protein 4. The transcript has a single exon. Gene Ontology annotation, cellular component: t-UTP complex; small-subunit processome; 90S preribosome. Bases 1 to 2958 code for a protein of 985 amino acids. Gene Ontology annotation, biological process: maturation of SSU-rRNA from tricistronic rRNA transcript (SSU-rRNA, 5.8S rRNA, LSU-rRNA). Lineage: Eukaryota; Fungi; Ascomycota; Sordariomycetes; Ophiostomatales; Ophiostomataceae. Gene Ontology annotation, molecular function: protein binding; RNA binding. The record is from RefSeq and is a predicted model, not a curated record.